This is a messenger RNA of Podarcis lilfordi (Lilford's wall lizard), 21124 nucleotides long. Lineage: Eukaryota; Metazoa; Chordata; Lepidosauria; Squamata; Lacertidae. The record is from the annotation of a GenBank genome assembly.
GCCGGACCUUUUGGCGGAGCGCGCAAAGGAAAGUGGGGUGGGAGAGAGAGAGAGAGAGAGAGAGAGAGAGAGAGAGCCCUUCUCCGUCCAAAGGAGGGAGGCUGAGAGAUAAGGCGAAGGAGUAGGAGAAGAGGGGGAGGAGGAAGAGGAGGGGAGAAAAGAAGAAGGGAGCCAUUCGCCGGAGUGCGUCCAAGCUCAGCUCGGCUGCACUGGAGAGGCGGCGAAGGAGGGCGCGCUCGUCGAGCCCGCUAGCCCCGGCUUCCAGAAGCACCCUCGAAGGCAGACCUCGACGACGCUCGCCGUAGAGAGAAACGCACAGGGCGCCCGGCAGAGAGGGAGGCAGGGAGGGAGGACGGACGCAGUUCCUGGCGACGGCGGUGGUGGCUGUGCGCUCGCUGCCUGGCGGGUAUAUGCCUGCCUCUGGCCAUGUCGUAUCCUCAGGGUUAUUUGUACCAGCCGUCGGCUUCCUUGGCGCUCUACUCCUGCCCGGCGUACAGCACCAGCGUGAUCUCCGGCCCCAGGACGGAUGAGCUGGGCAGAUCGUCGUCCGGCUCGGCUUUCUCUCCUUACGCCGGCUCCACCGCCUUCAGCGCGCCCUCGCCGGGUUACAACUCACACCUUCAGUACGGCGCUGAUCCGGCGGCCGCGGCCGCGGCCGCUUUCUCCUCUUACGUGGUAAGGGAAGCGCUCGGGUCGCCCUCUUCCUCCUCCUCCUCUACGCCGGCCGCUUGUGGGAAAAGGAGGAGACCGAGAGAGGGAUGGAACCAGAGUUCAGGGACGAAGACUUGGUGGGGCGGGUGUUAUUGGGGAGUUGUGGAGAUAACCCAGGGGGCUGGAGCUUGGAGGGUUUGGAGGCUGUAACCAUAGACGAAAGCGGCAGGUAAAGUGGGGAAAGAUGAAGUGCAGAGGGAGGGGUGCAGGAAAGAAAAGCUGCCCGUGGAUUUUGGCACCUUCCAUGGCCGCAGUUCUUCAGUGGAUGGUUAGCAUACCGCAUUUUCUUAAAAAGAAAUCGGUUGCAGGACGAAGGAUUCCUGCGCGGAGAUCAAUGGGACAUUUCUCUCGCAAGAAAGCCUGCAGCCGGCCAGCGUCUUUCUCCUUGCUGGUUUAACUCUGGACCCCCUGCCCCCCCACGCCAAAUACAGAGUUGAACGGGAGCUGCAGCGCGAUCUGGUUUUACUGCAUAGUAAGCUCCACUUUUGCUCCCAAGGAAGCCGGGCAGCGCCACGAUCCUCGGCGGCUGUUUUACGCUCGAGUAAAAGUACGCAGCAGCAGAGCACGGCGAUCCUAAGCGUGUUUGCUCGGAAGUCAACCCCGCAAAGUGACUCCGGGUCAGUGUGUGAUUAGGGACGCAGCUUUGAUCUUGAAGGGGCUAAGAAGAGCAAGGCUUUCCGUUUCUGCCUUUUCAUUUUAAUUUAGAAAAACGUAUGAGAGUUAGAGUCUCAGUGAAGGUGCGUGUCUAUACAUACAUAUACACUCUCCAAUACGAUUUUCAGAUGUUUUAAUUCAAGUCAAAUCCGGCAGUUUAGAUGCCCAAAAGAAAAGCUGAGUAAGGGGGUGACCCUUCUGCCCCUUGCCAUUUCCCUGCCGACUUAAUCGGGCUCCCCAAAUAUUGCAGAGUUAUAAUUUCAUCUCAGGGUGCCGACUGACAGUCUGAUGAUGAUGAUACAAAAAGAUUUUUUUUUUGAAGUUUCAGUAUCUCUCUCUUUUUUUAAAAAAAUGUACCUAUCCCUUCCACAAUAAUCUCAGGCAGUAUGGAAUACAUCUGGAAACAUCUGUCCAGAAGUUAUGUGAAAGAAACGCUUUCAGUAGCUCAAUAAAUCUACAAAGAGAAAGCGAAUAAAGUGGUUAUUCCCUCCUGAAACUAAACAAAGCCAAAACUAAAGGGCUUCCUCUUCCAUGCUUGAACUACUUCUUCUAGUUACAUUUCCAAUCUAAAUAUCGCAGCUUCUUAAAAAAGAAUGCGAGUUAGGCCUCUUGGAAACACUUGGACUGGAAUAGAGUUGAAUCCGAAUAUUUCGGUUUAAGGCUUAUUGUCGGGAAAAUUCCCCCUCGGGAGUGGGGGGUGGGUCAUGGAGGCAGAGCUUGCUAUCUGUCUAGACACUGUCAUGCUUCCAAGUGAAAGGGGGGGGAAGGGUGUGUGUGGGUUUGUGUAAAAGGUUGCGUUCAAUUAGAAGGGGAGGAGGCUGAGGUGUAAUUUGUUACUGUUUAUAGCUUGGUAAUUUGGCAGAGAUGGAAGUGGGUGAGUGAGAUACACUUUCUGGUCGCAUUCAGACACCGGUGGGCAACUCGUGUUUAGCUUAGGAAAGACUUAUUUUGACUCCCACCCCCAGGUAUGGUGACACUCCAACUUUUAGGCCGAGUCUGUUAUGGAGAUGGGGGUACAACCACGUAUUGUGGAGAGGACCCUUUCAAACGGGAGGGAGAUGGUUUGAUUUCUCAGAGAUACGGAUUUCAAGAAUGAUUAUUAGGAGGUCUCCUUCUCACCUCAGGCGACGCUUCUGCCUCUCCUUCUCCUUCCUCCAGGGCUCGCCCUACGACCACACCCCCGGCAUGGCCGGCUCUUUGGGGUACCACCCUUACGCGGCUCCCUUGGGAUCCUACCCCUACGGCGACCCGGCCUACCGGAAAAACGCCACCCGGGACGCCACGGCCACCCUCAAGGCCUGGCUGAACGAGCACCGGAAAAACCCUUACCCCACCAAAGGCGAGAAGAUCAUGCUGGCCAUCAUCACCAAGAUGACCCUCACGCAGGUCUCCACCUGGUUCGCCAACGCCCGGCGGCGCCUCAAAAAGGAGAAUAAAAUGACCUGGACUCCCCGGAACCGGAGCGAAGACGAGGAGGAAGAGGAGAACAUCGACUUGGAGAAGAACGACGAGGAGGAGCCACAGAAGCUGGAGGAGAAGGGCGAUCUGGAGGCGAUCGAGAUAGGUAAGCGGCCGGUGGAGAUGAGAGGAGACGGAUUUGGGGAGGUGAACUGGGUUGUACGCUUUUUGGCAAGGGGGUCUGUCUGGGGCGAGGGAGGAGCAGGGGAUCGCAAGACUUAAUGGGGCUGAAACGGCCAUGAGGGGGAAAUAGGAACUGUCUGGAUUCGUCCCCAGAAAACCUUGGUUCCAGAGUAGUUUAUAAGGCGCGCUUUGGGAAGGUGGGUUUUUUUUCCCCUUCCUGGGACUCGACGAGGUGGGUGGGAAGGCCGAGGAUCGGGCUCCAGAGAGGCCUCAAGGACUGUGUGUCGCCCUCCCUCUGCCCUUGUCCUCAGGUGCUGGAGACCCGAAGGGAGGCGCGGCAGGCAAAGAAGCCGACGGCGCGUUGAGCGACUCGGAUUGUAAAGAAGCCCCCGACGAGGCGCUGUCUAAAGGAGGCCCCGGGGCCUCGCCGCCUUUGGCCCAUUGUUUGCCGCCGGCAGCGGCUGCUGCUGCUGCGGGCCGCCUCCUUCUCCAAGCGCACCAGCAGCUGCACCCGGCCGGAGGAGAGGACCCGCAGCCGGCCCACCCGCUGCCCUCCCAGUACAGACCCCCUUCGACGGACCUGCACCCCCUCCUGCCUUCCAGCAACGGGACGUCGGUGAUCCACUCGCCCCAGGCGGCUCCGCAGGCGGCAGCGGCGGCGGGAGCCGGGGCCCUUUCCAAGCCUAAACUGUGGUCUUUGGCGGAGAUCGCCACCUCAGCGGACAAAUCGAAGGAGGGCAGCGGCGAGGCGGCCCCGCAGGCUCCGAGUUUAGCCGGAGCCGGCUCGGCGCAAUCCCCGACGGCGCGGUCGCCUUCCUCCACGCACUGCCCUUUCCCCAAUGGCGCCUCGGUCCUCUCGCGGCCCCUCUAUUACACCACCAGCCCCUUUUACCCGGGUUACACGAACUACAGCUCUUUCGGACACCUCUCCGGCAACGCGGCGACGGCGGGGAACCCCAGCCCCCAUUUUAACGGAUUAAACCAGACUAUUUUGAACAGAGCGGAAGCCUUGGCUAAAGAAACUAAAAUCCUCAGAAGCCAGUCCCAGUUUGAUCUUAGUAAAGACUCGCCUUACGAACUGAAGAAAGGUAUGUCGCAUAUUUAAUCUUGAGUUUAUUCCCAGAUUAAACCCUCUUCGUCAUCCACGACCGGACUAUCCCCUCUCCCUUGAUUUUUCUUUUCUUUUUAAUUUUUUAUGUCGUCUAUUUCUUUCUGCUUUUUUAUUGUUGUUGGUUUUAAUUUAUUUACGACCAAUUCAGACUUUAUUUUGGCAGAGGUUUCUUUUUUAAUUAAAAAAAGAGAGAACUAAGUGCGGAAGGAGGAAAGCAAGAAAAAGAGGGGGGGGGAGAGAAACCCAGACCACUCCAAUUUCCAAAAUCAGUGGUAUAAUUUAUUUGAGAAAGCAGAAAGUAAGCAGCUCUUGGGAGGAGAAAUAAUAAUAAUUAUAAUAAUAAUGUCUUAAGGUAAAAAGUGCAGGAAGUGCGGGAAGAGGGAAGAAAUACCCACAUGGGGAGGGCGGGGGAAGGCAGAAACAAUUUGUAUGAAAUGUUAUUCUGUAUAUUUAAUGUAGCUUUUUUGUAUUUAAAUCGGUAACACUAUCUUUGAAGUAAAUUAUGAAAUCCAACCGCCUGUACAGCCAUCAAUGUUGGUUUUUUUGGUAAUAUAAAAUAUAAAUAUAUAUAUAUAAAUAUAUAUAUAUAUACAUUUCUGUGUCUUUUCCCAAAUUGUUUCAUAGUUUUAAAAUCUAUCUAUAUAUAUAUAUAUACAAGUUUAAAUUAAAUUUUUAUGCCUAUUGAAUUACGAUUAGUAGUAUUAUAUUAUUACUCAAUGUGAAGAACUUUUUUUUUUUUAAUUAGGGGAAGCGGGAGAAGCCGGUCAACUCACGGGAUUAAGUAUAAAAAUGCAGAUACCCCUUUGUCAAAUAUCGGUAUUUAAUCAAAGCAUGUAGCUGUUUUUUUUAAAAAAAAAUACAAAUCAUUUCAUUUAUUCAUUUUGAUGGCAAAGUGGAGCCGACAGAAGGAAAUGUGGGUUGGGGCGGAGACCCAUAACAAAAGACAUAUUUAGAGUACAUUCCUUCCACCACCACUUUUAAAAGGGGAAAGGGGGAAGGGGAAGCGGAAAUCUGCACUCUAAGAAUUUAACUGAAAGUAACUUUUCCAAGUGAGGGACGGAUGUUUCCUGAACGCAGGCGAUUUGGGCAAAGCCUCUACAUUUGGCAUAAGUUCCACCUGAUGGAUUUGGUGACAGGUGGGACUGGGAAGAAAGGCGAAAGUAUACAGGGGUGAGCGGGGAAGGGAGGAUGCAGUGAAAUAUGUACAGGUGAUUGACUUGUGAAAGGAAGCGCCGGUGACGUCCCGGAUCUAAUGAGGGCCUGUCAGGGGAGUUAAUUCAGUCUGAAAAUCUGUGGGUUUGAUCCCCGCGUAGGAUGAGUGGCCUUCUAAUUCUGCCUCGUUAAGCGCGCAGAAGGUCCCAGGGUUCCGUCUCUUUGCAUCUUCUUCCUCUUUUUUAAGGGUUUCGGGCAGAAAAGCUGAGAAAGAUCUCUGCCAGAGAGACCUUGGAUUCUCCCUGAGCUAGCUGGGACCCAUGAACGGAUUCAGCAAAAGCAGCAACCUCCCCCUCAAAAAAACAACAACAAAAAAACAAAAAACAAAAAACAAAAAAACCGCAGCCGAAUAUGUCAGCUUGCUGUCUUAAGGCUCCCCCCGGUUUCCCUUGCCCCACCGCCCCCCUAGGGACCCAGUCCCGUGGAUGCUAGCGGGCGCCUCUGAACGUCUAUCGCUUGUAGCUUGCUGCUUGUCGAGCGGGGUGGAUGGAUGGAUACAGGGAUACAGGAGGAGAGGAUGGAGAUUUCCUGUGGAAGUGCACUCAAAAGCGCAGGAUGGCAACAGCGGACCGUCUCUUAACCUAAUUACUUUUAAUCAGUGUCGGGCUUUAUGCAAAGCAGUCAGCUCGUGAACUUUGCUAAUGAGUUCGAUUUUAUGCCAGAUUUAUCCCUUAUUACUAUUUCAAAGGUCUGCAGAGUUUUUACGGAGAGGGAUAGGGGGAAUACAUAUUAAAAGAGAAUACACUGGGGAAACAGAUGGAUAAAUAGCUCUGUUUGUGCAUAUACUGUGUGCAUCUCUUUCUCUCUGUGUGUAUACGGACAGACAUUUCAGUUGUGCGUGUAUAAUACACACACACACAGAGAGAGAGAGAGAGAGAAAGACGAAAUAUCUCCCUGCAUUGCUAGCCUCAAGUUUAGCAUUAAAAUUAUUCCCCCUAUUGGCGGCUCCAUUCUGCAAAAGCACUUGAUGGUUUGGCGGGGUGUGCGUGCUGCCUGUACGGAGAUUAGCACAUACAAAUGGAAGGUUGAGGAGGGUCGCCUUUGGAUUGCUUCCCAAAUUCACAGGUAGGUGUCACACUUGUACCGAAUUUCAAACAUAGCGCUCAUCUUUUGAAAGUUGGGCGAGUUUAAAGAGGGAGCGACAAGAAGCGCUUAAAAAAAAAAUCUAGCACAUCCACGGGAAACAUGAGUGGGGUGAAAGGAAGGCUCCGAAGAAAGAUGGAUUUCCGAUUUGCUAAAUCAUUUUGAGCUCAGGAAACUUAACCACCUAGGGUCGUGAUCUGAUGCGAGGGUCUCACUCCUACACAUACUGCCGGUUCUUUGGGGGACUCAGAUUUAUUUCCAGGUCUCAGGGUUAUGGGCUUUUAAAUAGAGGAGAAAGGAAAAUUAAAAGUACCCCCCCCUCAAAGAUCUCUUCCAUUAAUGGGAAAGGAGCAUUGAAUAUUUAGGAAAACUGUGCCCUUAAAAUAUAAAAAGAAUUAAAAACAAAAGAAAACCCACAACUCAGAAGUAAAAUAAGAUAGCUUUCUUUUUCUAUUUUUCACCCCUGCUUGGAAAUUGGUUGGCAACCCAGCCUUGAACCCACGUUAUCGAAAGGAAAUUAAGUUGGUUCUUACCCGCUUGUCUUGAUUGUUUCCUUAACACAGGGAGCCUAAAAAGAUUUUCUCGGGAAUAAACGCCAUUGAUUUGAACGGGAUGGCAAUGAAUUUUCGUGGAUUUUAGAAAGGCGGCAACUUGUAUUCGUUUGUUUAAUCUUUCAACUCGGAGUCCAUUUCCAGCAUUUAAAAAUUAUUAAAUACCUCCCUGCAAAAAGAGAGAGAGAAGACCCCCCCCUCCACGAAUUACUUUGGAAUUUCUACGGAUGUCAGUUCCUAGUCACUUAUCCGUGACUUUCGUCACUGCCUCGGAAAAUAGGAAAACUGUCUCCCUAUAUUUGUAAAAAUCUUUUGCGAGCUUUUCGGAACUGGACCCGCAUAAUUAAUUAGCUGCUAAUUGGUUUAGCUACAUACAGUUAAACGAUUUGCGAGUGGGGGUAAUCUUUUUCCUUUCACCCUCACAGCGACCGAGAUGUGAUUUGAUUUCCCCCAAGAAACCACGGAGUAUAUACAAAUACUCUUUUAGACUGGCCGAUAAAUCUAAAUAAAGAAGUCAAAGCUGUUUAAACGUGUAAACAAUCACAUAUUAGGGCCAUAAGAAUACUGUAAAUAAUGAUUUCAGAGAAAGCACCGAUUCAAUACCCAGGUCAAAUCGUUCAUCUGAACUGUGAUGCGGGGAGGGGGAGUGAUGGCGGGGAGGAGGGAACUCUCCACAAAUCAACCUGUUGAACUUACUUCCAUCAUUUAAGGGAAAAGAAAGUUGCGAAUGAUUCAUUGACCUCAGUUGAGUUAAGGGGAAACUGUUGGCCUGUUAGAAAUGGCCAUCCGAUCUUUCAGUUCUGAAAGGCACCUUUUAAAUAUAAAUAUAAUGUUUAGCUUCCCGACAUUCUAAAAUAAAAUAAAGAAGGUCGUGUUAUGCUUGGUAUGGUUUUUUUUUUUAAAAAAACAAUUACGACCAUUUUCAGCACGUACGUAUAUGACAGCCUCGAGAAUGUUGCUGAUGUUAUUUAUAAUUUUAAUAACCACGAUUCUUUCAGUCUUUGAAUUGGGGGGGGGGGACACCACACAAAUUCAGAAUAUAAGGCUAGUAACUUAAACAUAAAUAUUGUCAACCUUGGUUCCUUCUAUAUAAUAAUGAUCAUAUUGAAUAGGCGCGCCAGCAGUCUCCAUAAGGUUUUCUUUUGAUGUAUUAAAUUCCUAAGGGAAUCAAUCAAUUUCCUUUAAGAUACAACUAACCGGCCUGCUGUCCUUCUUGAUUCUAGUUAAGGCUGAACUAGGAUUAUGAAUAGAUAAUAAAUCCAAUAAAAAUUAAGUGUACUCUCUUCUCCAGGUGAAAUUUUAAAUACAUGUGUAACUAACAUGCAUUUGUCUCCUAUACCCUUAGCAAAACAUGUCUUCGGGUUGUUGUUGUUUUUAUAGCAGCAAAAAUAAUGUUAUGGUAAUUAGCGUUUACAAUGACAUCCGAAACAAAUUUACAUUUUUAUUUUAAACAGGGUGGUUUUUGUUUUUGUUUUUAUGUCUAAAGAUCUAAAAAAAAUCUGGAGCUUAGAGUUGUGUCCAAUGUUUAUUCUACUCAGAGUAGACGCACUGAAGUUCGUGGAGAAGAGACACUUAAGUCCAUUAAUAUGAACGUGUCUCCUCUAAGUAAAACUUGGCUGGGUGCAACCGUUGAAUAUAUUUCCCACCAACUGGAUUUUCGGAAGGAAGUUACAUACAAAACAGUCAUUUCAUCCCAAAUAGUGUUUAUGUAUGCUGUUUUCGGGGGGGGGGGGGCAAAACAAAUUUCCUGAGCAUCCAAAAUGAGACACCACGUGAAUCUGGUAGGAGGCUGAUAUGCCGUGGUGCUAAAUAGACUCCCCCAACACACACCAAUACUUGAAAAGAAGAUCUAUGCGUUCCAGUGGAAUUUCCUUCGUAUUAGGAGUAAUCAGGCGUAUUAGAUAUCGAAAGGAAAGUCAUUCCCAUUGAUUUCAGUUAAAUUUACUUCGGAAUCGCAACGUGCAAAGUAGCUGGAGUCAAACCAGUUUCGAUCCACUUGCGUUAGUGAAAGGAACCGCUUUUCGUCGUCUAAAUAUAACAAGUGGUCUCUGCAUGGCGUUAGAAGCAAAACAUAAGGCGGUUCAUAAUGGGUAGGUGUGCGCUAGCCAACUCACCCCCCGUGAAGUUUAUGGAUGUGGGGAGGUGGGAGAACAAGGCUUGUCAGUUUCAGUCCAGGGUUCCAGCUUUCUGAGACGUUUCGAACGUUCGGUGGGGAAGAGAGAGAAAACUCGUGUAAAGGUGUAACGUGUGGAUCUCUGACUAAUUUAUUAAACCUGCAGCGAGUGUGAAUCCAUCCUGGGGUGUGUGCGGGGGGGGGGGGGCAGCCGGGCAGCUAUCUUCCUCAUUCACACAAAGGGAGAAAACAGCUGGACUUGAAAACAAAGUUUGGGGUAAUAGAAGUAUUCUCGCAAAUGGGGAGGGGGAGGCAAAUCCGAAUUAAUGGCUGGGACUUGGGAGCCAUUAUUUUGAAAGCGGGGUGGUACUGGAAGUGUGUGUGGAGGGGGAUGGAAAAGGUACUGGCCAGGCCAGGGAGACAAGUGGCGUCGAAAUCCGUGAAUUUAGAUAGGGCAACAGGCUGGGGGCGUCCAAAUGCGUCAAUGCCACAAAGUAGACUGACUUCCAGGUCAUAACAUUUCUGAAGCCCUCGGUGUGGCGUUAAGCUACGUUCCGCAUCCGAAGGGAAUCCUGCUGAGGACCAUGGGGCUUUCAAGCAAACCUGCUUCGGAUUAAGUAAGCAUGCAAACGCGUUCCUGGAAAAAAGCCUUCACUGCUUUCGGAGUCCCUUCGCGUAGGAUCACAAUCCUGAUGCCCCGCUUAAGAGUGCGAGACGUCUUCCUCUGCAAGCACACAUGCCCUGGAUAGCGUUUGAAAGGCGCCGAGUUGACGCUCGUUUGGAGAUCGAGGUUUCCUUCUAAAGCUCAGGGCUGUGCAUGUUGCAGGUUUAGAUAGGGGCUGCGAGGACUGAUUGGCCUCGUGUUCCAGCCAGAUCUCUGUUCUGCAAAUCGAAAACCGCGACGCGCAGAUCAAACCGCAGCGAGGUGAGGUCAACCUUCCCCUCCGUCCACACACACAAACGCCUGCAAACCGUUUGCCAGCGCCCCGGAAUAGUCUGGGGGAAAGUAGUUCCUCUGAUUUUUAUUUUUUUAAAUGAAAACAUAAUGAAGCAGUAAUUUCAAACCCGGAAUCUUUCUGUCUCUGAUCCCUCUCCAAACAUUGCUUCAUUCCUCCACGCUGCAGACUUAUAACUUUUAGAUCUCACUUUCAGGGGGUGGGGAGAAGACAAGGCAACCCCGCUUCCCCGGCCUUAACCUCCUAGAAACAGAAAAAGAAAAUCCCUCUUAGGUUACGGUUGGAGUAAACAGCACUUCAGAGAGCAGUCAUCAGAGGCUGUUACAAACUCGGUGGUAAUUAACUAAUGAUCGGCUCGUUUGGGUUUCAGACGCACGCCGAUUAAAAGCCGAUUAUUCACCCCUCCUUUCCCUUUCAGGGGCGCAGCUUUACCUGCAAAUCAAAGUGAUGGGAGCCGGGAAGUCGUCCUGAGGUACAAGUCCCAUAAAGUUCACACUCCACUUUUGCCUGAGUUUGGAAGCGCUUCCUAGCAAGUGGGUUGCAUAUAAAUCGAAGUCAAAGGCACUCCGUUUACAAGUCGGGUUUCCUGCUUGGAGCGCAAGGGCUUCCAGGGACCUGUAAACUGAGUGCAGGCGUUUUGUCUAGCGCGAAGGUCCGGUUGAUCCUCAAACCGGUUGAUCUGCGAAGAGCAGUCACUGAAAGGAGCUAAACAGGCGCAGGUGGAUUCUCUAGGCAGGUCGGCGUCGCUCCCACCGCGUUAAGUGGGGUUUUCUCCCGAGUAAGCGCCCACAGGAUCUGUCUCAACUGGAAAAACAACAACACGGGAAAACAAUCGUUUCGAAAUGUGAACAUCUCUUAGGGCGGCUGAAAUACCGAAAUCACCUCCUUGGGGGUAACAAAGAUCCACUAGGGCGUUUAGCUGGAGCCCAUGCAUGUUUACUCGGAUAUAAGUUUUGUUCAGUGGGUCUCACACUUCUGUUGAGAGGGUAAUAGUUGCGGGGGAGACACGUGGGUUUGGGCGUGCAAUCCUCUAAAUGUUUACACGGGAGUAAAUCCCAUUCUCUUACACAGGGCUUAUUCCUUUGUCUGCGUGUUUAGUGAACGCCGAGCUGUAAGCUUAAUAGGGGAAGUGUGCGUGUGUGGAGGAAAGUCCCAUAAAAAGCAUGGAAAUGACUAGAUUCAAUUCAAGUUGAGAGAGGGAGAGAAAUCACCAGUGUUGCAAAAACCAUUUUCCUUUUCACCUCUACUCGUUUGGGAUUCCGGUCAAAAGGCUCCUGGCUGCUAUUUGACUGAGGCCUUCAAAACGGGUUGAUCAUUUCCAAAGAGAGAGCGAUGAAACUCCCCAUCAAAAGCCUGUUUCCAAACUCACCCUCCAUCCCAGAUGCGGGCUUCCCCCCCCCCCAGCAGAAGGAAAGAACCCUUUGCACAUGCUCAGGGACACCAUGCCUCCCAGGACCGAGUCAGUACUGAAAGGAAGGUUCCCACCAGGACUUGAUUUCAGUGUCUGCAUAAACUUCCACAAAGAUGAGCUUGGAACAAGGGGUGGUAGACCCAUGUGCCCCUUCCUCAUAUCCUCCCUCCUCCAAUUCCCAUCAGCCUCAGCCAACCGGUCCAAAGGUCAGGGAUGACCGGAACUGUAGUCUAACAAUAUCUAGAGGGUCAUACUCCCAGCAAACCAGUUUAACCGAAAUAUUUCUACGUGUGUCUGACCCCGUGUAUGUUUGCAUGGACGUGAAUUGCAGAUUAACGAGUGCUUCCUUCCUGAAUGGGAGAAGCGGGAGGCGGGUUGGCCCUAAGAACGUAUUCGGAAGCGGUUUCCAAACUGUUAAAAAUAAAAUAUAAAACAACUAUUUCAAGGAAACGCGCAGAAGGCAGAGGAGCACACUACCAUGUAAAUGCAACUGCUCUGCUUUAAGUGACCCUCUCUGGGACUCCUGAGGGGCUCGUUUAAAGAGGUGCUGCCCAAGAAGAGCAGAUUUACUCUAUAAAGACUAACCUAACCCUCCGGAUUCAAAGGGAGUGGAGGCUUAAUUGGUGAUGAAAAGGUAAAAAUAGGAAAGUGGUUCUCUCCCCCACCUGCCGCGCCCCAUCUUUUAAAGGGAGGAAGAAACUUCCCUACCAAGAAUAGGGCUCUAUUGUCUGACAUUCCCUCGGAGUUUAUGAUCAUUUAAACCACCUGCAACGAACAGAGCCGUAACAAGGAAAACUAAUCCAAAGGGAUUUUUAAACUCCUCUUGAUGUCAGAUUCAGUUUGCGCUUUGCAAAACGCCCUUAACAAUGCAAUCCUAUGCGUGUCGGCUCAGAAGUAAGUCCCACCAAGUUCAAAUGGACCCGUGCCUAGGGAAGUGUGCCCGGGAUUGCAGUCCAGACCUUCAGUCCUUUGUGUACUUUACCUUGGAGUAAACCCCACUGGACUUGGUGGGAUAUAUUUCCGAGUAAAAUGCAGAUAGGAUUGGGCAGUACAAACCGAUUUUUUUUAGGGCCCUCGAGUACUUAUUAUUAUAUAUAAAACAUAAGUAAAUAACGCGAUUGUUACUAUUUUUUAAAGGCUGCGAUCCUGUGUACACUUAUUCAGAAAGAUACCUCCUUUAAAGCGGUAGGAAAACCUGGACAGGGUAGAGUUGCGUAAAGAUGCAAUUCUAGGCAGUAUUUAUUAUUUAAUAAUUAAUAAAAGAAUCCCGCAGAGUCCGUCUCCCUCCCACUCCGCAUUUUAUCUUCACUAUAGGCCUGCAAGGUAAGUUAGAGAAGGAGACUCGAAAUAGGGUCAAGUGAGCUUCACAGGUAUGAGACGAGAAUUGACCCAUACCUAAGUCCCCUUCCACACCCCAAACUUUCUUUGUCCACUUCGCCACACCCUGGUUAGGCACAAGUCCAACUGCUCUCAGUAAGACUUUUUUUACGAGUAAACACCCACAAGAACCAUCUCCACAGAUCUGCGGUGACAGAGUGAGAGCUCUCUCUUCCAAGCCCUUACGCUUUCAAACCUUGCCUAAACCCAUUGAUUUGCUUCGAAUGGUCUGCGAAUAUGGGGAAUUGGAUGUUCUGACUGAAGUGGUAUUAUAAAAGAGAUUUUGGGGAAGGGGAAAGGGAGCUUGGGCAUAUACACAUGCGCACACGUGUCAGGGGAUGAGGGUCCCCCUUUACCCCUUAAAUCUUCUCCACUCAGAUGCUGACUCCGGCUUGAGUUCCGAAAGGUGAACAUCCGAGUUCCCACGCACACCCGGUUCCAGAGCUGGACCCGAAUUUAAAAUGAUCACCAGAGAGCGCUCCCCGCUUUUAGUGAUUGCAUAUUACUGUCCUUCCGGAGGCUUCCCCCGAUGUUUCAUUGUGACUACAUUGAUUCGAAUUCUACUUCGCUUUACUUUGGAGUGUGUGUGGUGACGAAUAUGGGAUAUAGUUUUCCUUUGCGUGCAGUCCUUGAAACGCUAUGGUGAAAACGAAGGGUCAUUCGGAUUCGGAGGAUUCGGAUUGAAACCGAUUUCACGCCAGUUUCUAGGCACACUUUCCCAAUGAGGAUAAAGGAUGCUGCUGGCUUCGAAGAUCAUCCGCUCUCUGGCUCCGGUGGCCCGAGGGCUGGUGGGAAUAUAUUUUCCACUCUUGUUUAAAGGCAGUAUGAAUAAAAGAUGGUUCCGUAGCCUCCAAAUUGUUUUAUUCACACGCUGCUUUCAGGGUUGAGGGGAAAACAGGGAGAGUUUGUCAUGCUCGUGCAAGAAAGGGGGAAAGAGGAGAGAAAUCCCUGCUCCAAAAAAGAGAGUAUAUAUUAGCUUUUGUGCAACCAGCUCCCAAAACAGCUGUUUCCCCAAUGCCAAAGAUAUCCACAAAGACUGAGUUGGGGGGGGGAUGGAGGGAGAUAUUCUAGGGGGCUUGGGUAACUAAACUCAAAUCGGUUUCUUUUGCAUUUAAAUCACACGGAUUGCAACGGGAUUUCUUCUGAGUGAAGCUCAGGAGACUUUCUGAUUCCCUCCUACGGACUGACACCGGUUUUAAUCCAGCAAGGAGCCAGGCACCAUACAGGAGUUAGUGGAUAUUUACUUCGCUUUAGCUCCCCUGAAGUUUGAUUAGACUAAUCCGAACUGGUUUCGGAGGAAGACGGCUGUUGAACUCGUGAAACCCAUGCGGUAGGGGAAAAACUUGGGCAUCUCCAAAGCAAAAAACCCAAGAGAUUUCUCGCUAAUAAACUGCAAGGCUUAAGCGACAAAGGCAAAGGGGAAUCUUUACACCUAAAUUGGGCUGUGGUGACCUUGAUCUUGCCUGUUUCUUCCAAACAGGCAACAGGAGUGAUAGUUUGUGGACUUAGCUCUGGGAGCGACAUCCUGUGGCCUUGGUCAAUGUGUUGUGCUCUCACAUUCAUAAUCUUCAUGAGUGGCCUACCUCACAGGGCUGUUGUGAGGACAAGCACAAUAAAGACAGCAAAGUCCUUUGCGAGGUGAACAUCUUUUGAGAGUGGCAGAUGCCUAGCAAAUAAAAUAGGCCAAUAGGCUCCAAGUGAGCUGCGGUGUAACUAGUGUUCCGUUAGUAGAAACCGCGUCAAGGAUUGGGUUGUCUAUGCAGGAGUGAAGAAGGGCUGCCACAAAUACAGAUUCGUGUAUCUUCUCCAUCCUGCAACGGUGGACUACAUUUAGCAAAGUAGAAAACUUUGGUCAUGAGGACUAGAAACGCUGGUUUAGGGCGCGGGGAGCAGGAAGGCAGGAAAAAAAUCGCAACACAGCACUGCAUGGAUUUUAUGAAAAGCCAGGAUGCCCAUUGGGCAGGGAAAUUAUUUCAACUGUUUGGUUCUAAUGGCGUUUAUUGAUUUCUCCCAAUUUAAAGAAACCAGUGCGCACUCGCUUCUCGCGCAGCAGCAGACAGACGUCCGUCCUGCUAGUUCCGGUCCUGCGCUGUUGGUAGCUUUUUUGGUAUCUAAAAAGGUAACGGGACCCCUGACUGUUAGGUCCAGUCGCAGACAGCUCUGGGGUUGUGGCGCUCAUCUCACUUUACUGGCCGAGGGAGCGGUGUUCAGCUUCCAGGUCAUGUGGCUAGCAUGAUAAGCCACUUCUGGCGAACCAGAGCAGCGCACAGAAAUGCCUUUUACCUUCCCGCCGGAGUGGUACCUAAUUAUCUACUUGCAUUGGUGUGCUUUCGAACUGCUAGGUGGGCAGGAGCAGGGACCGAACAACUGGAGCUCACCCCUUCGCAGGGAUUCGAACCGCUGACCUUCUGAUGGGCAAGCCCUUGCCACCAAUUAUCUCUUGCCCUCUUUGGCACAUCUUAUGCUCAAACACUCCUCCGACUUGGUCCUCUUCUGGGGAAAAAAAGGAAGAAGUGGGGAGGUGGAAUACCACAUGUACUAAGGAUAUAUAAUACUCAUAUAAUAAAUUAAACUAAUCAGGUUUACGGGGGAAACUUCUCUCUUCCAGCCUCCAAAAAGGAGGACGAUUUUUGUUCACUUAUUAUUAUUAAUAAUCAUCAUCAUCUUGAUCACACGAAAGCAGCGAACUCGAAUAAAGUCACACACACCCCGCCCAGGAAUCAACAAUGUAAAAGAGCACUAUCCAGCCAGCCUGGAACCCUUUUUGUAGCCUAGAUCCGAUGUGUGUUUACUCAGAACUAACCUAAGGAUUGUAAACUAGCACUUUGGAGUUUACUACUCCUACCAGGUAAGUGGGUGUAGGCUUGAACAACCCUUUAAGUGGGAGCCAGCAGAGAUCUGAGAGAAGGGGAGCGGUGGGGAACGUGCCAGGUAAUCUUAUGCAGCUUUAUUCAGAAGUAAAUCCGUCUGGGUUCAACGGGCUUGCUCCCAAGGAGGGUGCCAAUCCAACCUCGACUCCAGUUGGAACAGUUUUCAGAUCCAUUACUUGGCCUGAGAAAUCCUAAAGGAGGAACCGAUAGCUAGCUAGCUAGCUAGCUAGAUAGACCUGGUGCAGAGAGAAUUAAGGAGAGCAUUGGAGCUGAGCGGACCCCGAAAUCUGUUUCAUCCGCUGAACCGGCCUGGGCUCAUUGAUUGGAAGGUGCUGAAAUUAAAAGCGUCCACUUUGAACCCGAUCCACAGACAAUUCGGCUAAUCCAAAGCCCAGGUAUUUGGACUCAAACCAGAUUCCCCACUCGCCACUUCCCAGAGAAUCCCGGGAACAUUGUAGUUUCUUAGAGAGUAGAUAGGCGACUCUUAGCAGACCACAGUUCCCAAGAGUCUUUGUGGGGGCAGCAUGUCUCUUAAAGUGGUAUAUAAUUAUUCUUUGAGUGUAUGGUGUGUUUGUGACAUACUAAUACAAAACGUCUUCUAGACCAGGCUUCCUCAACCUCGGCCCUCCAGAUGUUUUGAGACUACAAUUCCCAGCAUCCCUGACCACUGGUCCUGCUAGCUAGGGAUCUUGGGAGUUGUAGACCAAAAACAUCUGGAGGGCCGAGGUUGAGGAAGCAUGUUCUAGAUGAUUGAAAGAGAUAUUAAAUCCAACUGCGUCAAAAGAGGGAGAUGAUUUUAAGAACUUGUGGUAAGACAGCCAUGGGCGUAGCCAGGGUUUUUUCGUAGGGGGCAGAACCUCAGUUUGCUAUGUAUUUUUAUUGAUUUAGGGGGGGCAGCUGUCUCUCCCUGCCCCUCUUGGCUACACCCAUGAAGACAGCCACCCAGAAACGCCCCCCUCCUCAACAGGCAACCCAAAGACUUGAGUCGAUGCAUAUGAAAUAUGGCUCAGGCGAUUUCCGGGGGACAAAUGAACCGCACUUAUUUUUAAAGGCGUUUUCUUUCUUCAAAUCCCCGUGUUUGGCAAAAGGAUCCGUUUCCCCAUUGCAUGACUCUGAGUGGAAGGACUGUCCUAAUGCCUCUCUUGUUAGUGGUGGUCAUUCCAGGUGAACAUAUCCGAAAUAAAAUGCUCUGGUCUUUAUUAGUGGAUUAUCCUUGCAAUCAGCGAGUUUAACCUGCGUUAAGAUAUCCGUAGCGUGAAUGCGCGUUAAAUAUUCUUGCUUGUAGACUGGUAGGUUCGGAUUCACUGAAAGGGGUUCUGACACUGUCUUUAUUUGCACUGAAGUCAAACGCUCCUGGGCGUAGGGAGAGGAGAAAUUAAAUAAUCUGGGACGCAGCUUUCCAUCCUCGGAAGUCGCUGGGCAACUAAAGUGAGUCCCCUGCCCCCCCCCAAAAAAAGUCUCCCUUGUGUUAAACGAGGUAGAGUUUCUAUUCCACCCGGAGCCUUCUAGGCUGUGAGACGCUUCAAAAACUCGGGAAAGUCCUCUUCUCGCUUGAGACGGGGCCUGCAAACUGAAAUCGCUGGAGAGGGAGCAAAGUUUUGUUUGCUUUUAAAGAAAUUAACAAAACAAGUGGGCGUUGUUGUUAAUUGUGGUUUUUGUUGCACAGGCUGCAGCCAGACAUUCUUUUGCUUCGAAUUAACUAACCGCGAGAGAAACUCCCCCACCCCCCGCUCAGCCUUACUCUCGCCCGUCAAAACCUGGGGUCCCUAGAGCCGAAUCGAAUUCGGCUCACGACGUGUAAAGCGAUAGCCAUGACCUCCCCUAACCAACCACUUCUCUCCCCCUCCUCCCCGCUCCUUUUUUUGACGUGACCUGCUUAGAGUAUUAGGCCAUCUGGACUUGGCAAGGCGCUAGACCGUCUCACACACAGACCCCUCCGCCUCCCCCCCCCCAAAAAAAACCCCCAAACCAGCUGCUUUUCCAAACGACCAAUACGUUAAUUCUUGACAGCACUGGCAAUCCCCCCACCGCCACUUUCUAGUUCCUCAUCACGAUCAUUUUGAAAAGGGAGAGGGAGCGUCCCUCCCUCCCCGAACCUUGCAAACAAGUGGCAAUUUUGAAUUAGUGUGAGCAUUAGAGACAAUCUGGAAACACCCUCCCCUCUUCGCUCGUGGGGAGGGGAAGAGGCCGGUCCGUCCUAUCUAGGGACAUAUAUCUCCCCCCAGUUAAAGAGAGAGAGAGAAAGUGAAGUGGAUCAUUGCAGCCACAGAGGAGAAUAUGAGAGUCUGGGUUUUUAUUGAAUCAUCAAAUCCCCACGAACGGAGCUCUUAAUUAAUUUUGGGUGCGAGCAAUGCAGCCCAGCUGUUUCCUUUGGAGUGGAGUUGUUCGGAGACAGACCCGCAGGACGAAGGGAAAGUCUGCGGGCAGGCUGCUGCUUUCCCCUCCUCCAUUCUCUCCCCCCCCCACCCGCCCCCCAUCGCCACGAAAGCGUAUCCUAGCGUUCGGCCCUCUCCUCACGACCAAAAAAAGAAAAAGCCACUUGUAACUGACAGAUGGCUGAUUGUAGACUCGCAUUCCUGCAGCCUCCUUACCUCUACAAGAUGCGGGGAGGGGGAGAUUGGUGAAAACCAAAGAACGAUCGGUUUGGAAAGAAAAAAGAAAGAAAAAAAAGAAAGAAAGAAAGAAAGAAAGAAAGAAAGAAAGAAAGAAAGAAAGAAAGCUUGUAGCAGUGUAGGGAGACUUCGUAUGUUAACCACACAUACAUUUUCACACAGAGACAUAUAUAUGGACAAUUAUAUCGAGUUAAUAUGAUUUAUUUUAACAUGCCUUCCCCCCGCGCGUCUCUCUCUCUCUCUGUGUGUGUGUGUGUGUGCGCGCGCAUAUAUGGGAUGUUAAAAUAAGUCAAAUUAACCAGAUAGAAUUUUCUCUCCUGCCCUUAAUAAUUAUGGGCACCGUGCAUAACAAGUAAGUGAAGUGCUAUCACAGGUUGAUAAAACACAGGUAUUUCAGUUGCAGAGUGGUACUUAAGCCUCUCCCCACGCCCCUCGGGAAAAUGAAUGAGAUUGAACUGGAUCGGGUCCCUGACAAGAAGGCCAGUCUUUCUGAUGGGAAAGAAACGGACUUUUAGUGCGUAGCUGCUCUCAAGAGAAAGCCGCGGCCUUACUCAGAGAGAAAGAAGGGGAGCUGGCCGGGAAACAGCUGGGUUGUCAUUUGCAAAACAACCAUCUAUAGGGGUCGUAGAUUACCAAGAAUUGCCAUUGAGCUCUUAAGGCUGCAACCUUAAACGCACUCCUUUGCGGGAACCUACAGCAAACGAAUUCAAAACCUUGAGUUGUGGAACAACUUUCUCGCUAAGCUAACGCAUGGACACAAAAGAAGUCGCAAGUUUCCGCCAUCUGCAGGAGGUUACUCUUUUGAGACAUUUUGUGUAACAUCUUGCCUAGCGAUGAUACUUGGAGAACGCGGAAGCUUGCCACAAUUUUGUGACUCUUUUAUUGGUCUUAAUAAGGUUUUGGCCAACCGUGGAUUUGGGAGAUUUCUUUUGUUAGCUAUCUAUACGGUAUCUUUGAGUUCUAGAUGCUUGCUCUAGCAGGCGCUCUGGGUUGGUGGACACAGCUGAAAGAGAGCUGUAUAGCCCUAUCCACAAAGCAGUUGUAGCGAUUUACUGAGCCUAAGCGUGUAUUUUGAUGAGAAAAAUAAUAUUUAGGACACGAUCCAGCCAAAGCCAAACUUUCCUUUAGCUCUCUCUAUUUAUAGCGACUUGCAAAUGAAUCCUGUAUAGGUCUCGGGAGUGAAUGCCGCUGUAUUCAACGGACCUCCCUCCCAAGUAGAUGUGUGUUAUGUAUAUAUAGGAUUGUAGCUAUGGGGUGCUUCAAAACAUUCUGCAUAGGUGUUCUCCGCAGCCCUUGCGACAACCCUGCAAGGAAGGCCAAUCACUGUAAAGGAGAGGAGAGACUGAGAAAAUUAUAAACUUGCCAAGAUGGCAAUUCUGUUUUCCAAUAUAAGCCUGAUGUCUCUCUGGCAAUAUACUGAUAGCUAAAAGAGAAAAGGAUCCCUAGAAAGGCGAUAGCCACCAGGAUGCCAAAUUAGGGCUCCUUCUCCUUCUGUCGAGCAACUCCUCUCCCUGGUAACAUAUCAGUGCACGGGAUGCUUCGCGACAAAUAAGCAGCAGGUCCCUGUCCGCACGGAGCUUACAGUCUAUAAGCAGCUGUCGUGAAAAGUGCAGCGAGGGCAGUUUGAGACCUCCAAGUUUGGUUCAUUGGGAAGUGAGCCGAAGUCAUUCCUCUGGAAACCAGAGGCCAUGUUUCCCUAUUAAAUAAGACCCUCUUGAUUUCAGCCUUAGAGUGGAGAACAAACUUAAGGCUGAGAUCCUGUGCAAACUUUCCUGGAAUUAAGUCCCGUUAAACAGACUGGGGCGAACGUCUGAGUAAAUAAGGCUAGGGUCCCCCCCCCCAUAGUUCAGAUCACAGGGUUGCACUCCUAAGACAAACUUACCCACGUGUCCAAGGGCACGGCAUCAAAAAUGCCUCCUCCUCUCUUUUGACAGCGCCAUAGAUAGCGAGCGGAGUAAAAUAGGUGGUCAAUUAUAGCCUUUCCUUAAAUAACUCCAGUAGCUAAGCUUUUAAAUAAACCAAGAAACCCACAUGCCCCUCAGAGCAAACUCUUGGGACAGAAGAAUCGGCAUAUGAUUCCUGCAGCUGUUGGGCAACUGGAGGCGGGGCAGAGAGGUUUGAGGAGGGAGAGACACACCGCACCGUGGUGAUACAAUCUUCACCUCCAGCCAGAUACCGUCUAUUAAUAAGUUUUGCAUUUGACAGUCUAACACAGGGUUCUGAAAGAGGCGACACGCGGUUCUCCCUCCACCCCAACUCUGUGAUUUAAAAGUAUUUACAAUCAACAAGGUUUCCUUUAAGACUCCUUUAAAAUAACAAGCAGCAUUUGACUCAUCCUUAUGCUUUCGAGCGCCCCAAGAUUGUCUCUUUGUUGUUCAUGCAGAGAAGCAACAGGAACGCGCGCCUUGAGGGCAGAUCCUCCCCAUGCUUCUCUGCAACCAGGGACACUGAACACCCCGACCCCAGGCCCUGCAGAGAUACCACAGAAAUACAGUACCCACCCACUCCGCCCGCUAAAGCUGAUUGAAAAGAGGAGAGCGCAGAACAAGGCAUCAUGAAGUGAAACGGCGGAGAGCCCACUUUCUCAAUGAUCAUUAUUUUGCUAUUUCUUUCUUUCCCUGAAUGCAUUCCCUCGCCUCGGCACAGAACUGGCAAAUUAGACAAGCUAACUAAUUCAAGAUCAGACAAACAAUGUUGGUGAUUAUUAUUAUUAUUAUUAUUGUGUGUGUGUCUCUAAGAAGCCAAGAGCUAGACCUAAGCAGAGGACCCCCAAUUUACUGUACUUCAAUUCCUGAGAGGUUUACCUUCAAUGCAAAGUCUACAUUGUGGCAAUAAGGAGGGCUGUACACUUUGAUUAAAUACUUUAAAGAUCCUCUAUUAUU